CUCAUAUUCUACGAGUAUGCCCUCACACUGUCAACAGAAGUGGAAUCUGUAUGGAAUGGUGGAAAGUCUCUAGUCACUGCGCUUUUUCUCUUCAAUCGGUAUGCUUUGCUGGCGGUUGGUGUCCUUGAUCUGUUGAACGGACCAAUCUACUGGAGCACUCCGCUCGUGACAAUCAUCAUAAUCCCGAAGGUGGCUUUGUCUGACAGAUAUGCAGGAUUUUCUGCUCUACGCGUGUAUGCUAUUAGCGGCCACAGAUUGGCACCUGCCCUAAUUACUCUCACCUUGGGAAUGGUCUUCGUAGGUGUGCGGGUAGUACGUGCAUCUUCUUAG
This is a messenger RNA of Laetiporus sulphureus 93-53, 330 nucleotides long. RefSeq lists its product as uncharacterized. The transcript has 2 exons. The record is from RefSeq and is a predicted model, not a curated record. The annotation marks the transcript as partial. NCBI's taxonomy places the organism in Eukaryota, Fungi, Basidiomycota, Agaricomycetes, Polyporales, Laetiporaceae.